Procambarus clarkii (red swamp crayfish) is the source of this 5340-nucleotide messenger RNA. It is a transcript of the gene Rsod, whose product is annotated as Related to Sod. Gene Ontology annotation, molecular function: metal ion binding. Lineage: Eukaryota; Metazoa; Arthropoda; Malacostraca; Decapoda; Cambaridae. The record is from RefSeq and is a predicted model, not a curated record. Gene Ontology annotation, biological process: superoxide metabolic process.
AGGAUGUAUCGUACGCCGGCAGCGGGGUGGGAGAAAGUGACCGUGGAGGCCAGUUGUGCAGCUGGUGAGGUUCCUCACUGGUGUGAUGCCUCUCUUCCAGUCAUCCUACCUACCAAGUGUCCUCUUAGGGAUGAGACCAAGUGCUCACAACACCUGCUGAACCAUGCUUGUGAGGAGUGGCCGGGGGUCACUGGCUGCGGGGUCCCUGCUGUUGGUGUUAUUGUGGGGGUCAGCUGGUCCAGCAGCUGUUAAAGCGUCAUCAACAGUGCUGCUGUACUCUGCCCUUUCAUGGGGUGGUCUUCGGGGCAAUGUCACCUUCUCCUGGGGUGGACCUGACACCAAUGUCACCAUCCAGAUUGAUUUGGAAAUCGUUGGUGUGAGCCUUGUACCUGAUCCAGAAGAGUACAACUGGGCAAUCCAUGAAUGGCCCAUGAGAUAUGACAUCAAGGACCGCUGUGCAUCCUCCACUCUGGGCAACAGAAAGUGGGACUUGUCGCGGCUUUUAGGAAAAUUAACGCUUCCUCAGAACUCGUCAGCAAUAUUCGAAACUGACCAACUGAGUCUUGUGGGUGAUAAUUCUGUGUGGGGCCGUGCCCUCCGAAUCUAUGGAAAGAGCAAGAACACUUGCUCCAACAUCUAUGGAGUGGGUGGGGAGAGGACGUACGAGGCACGGUUCCACUACCCCAUCGGUGGCUCUAUUUGGCUGAGGACUUGGGCAUGGGAUGUGGGUGUUGCCAGUGACAAGGGCGAGACGAAGGGCAUGCAGACUACUAUCUUCACUGAUGUGUUCAACACCGCAGAUGAUGAGCCCGUUUCCGGUGACCACAGUUGGUCUAUCUUCAUAACUGACAUCCUCGAUGACAAAGAGGACCGCCCAUCUUGCAACUUUCUGAGUCGCAUAUAUGAUCCAGAUGGUCGGGAGAAGUGUGACAGUGAUGGGUGCCCACUGGGAGAUCUCACUAAUGCACAUGGCCCGCUCAGGGUUGGCACUGCCAGAUCUCGGUUUUCCCGCAAGCUCUACUCCACCACCAAGAUGGUCCUUCCUGACUUGUCAGGUCCCCGCAAACUUUACCUGGCAGUCAUGGGUGCCCUCCACCCAGACAACCUAUGGGCAUGUGCCAAACUUAGGGUAAUAAAGUCAAAAUCAGCACGUGCCAUUUUUAACUCCCAGGGUGUUACUGGAGAGAUUAGGCUGCAGCAAGCAUCCAUCUUUGCACCAACAGACAUGACACUGGACCUAAAGGGUCUUGCUGGUAAUGCUGGAGGCUUCCACAUCCAUGAGCUGCCAGCCAAACCUCAAAUCCGGCCAGGGGACUUUCCCUGUGGGGCAACCAAGGGCCACUAUAACCCCUAUAAUGUGGACCCAAGCACCUCCCCAGAAGCUGGAUUGGGAUCCCAUGACCAGUAUGAGCUCGGGGACCUGAGUGGCAAACAUGGCCUCCUAACAGGGCUUGAAGAUGCCAUGGCAACUGUCACUGACCAUAACAUACCACUGUUUGGAUCACGUUCCAUUAUGACACGCAGUGUAGUCAUCCAUAAGGAAUCGGGCGCCCGCUGGGUGUGUGCUAACUUGCGUCCAGUUAUUCCACAGAUCCGUGCAGUUGUUACCUUCCGCUACCCAGUAGUGGGAGAGAUCGUUUUCGAGCAAGAGGAGAAGGACCCAUUGGCAGACACGCAGAUGAUGGUAACACACCUGGUGUACUCAGAUGGUAGCAAGAAUGACACGAGUGAGCACCGUUGGUAUGUCAACCAGCAUGUUCCUGGCAGAGACUUUUACAACUGGACUAUGAGAUGUGUAUCAGCUGGCCCUCACUACAACCCUUACAAGGUCAGCCUGGCCGAGAAGGUGUACAGAGACUGCAACACUGACAAUGCUGAGCGUUGUGAGGUGGGUGACCUGCAGACUCGCCAUGGCACACUGAAGGUGUCAGGCACAGUGCGAGGUGUGGCACAGACACAGAGGCUCAUGACUGACACAAACCUGCCACUUUCAGGCCCCAAGUCAAUCUUGGGACAUUCAAUUGUCAUACAUGAUGAUCAUGCUCCCAAGCACAGGGGAGACAGGAUGGCAUGUGCUGGGAUCCACCGACGAUUCCGGCACAAGGGUGUAGUGAGCAAAUGGCAUGCGACGCAGGGGUCUGGCAAAGUGGAGGGCAAGGUAGAGUUCAUCCAGGAGUCGGAGUUUGACCUCACCAACACUGAAGUUGACCUGAGAGGCCUUGAAGGAAUAGCCAAUGGAUACCACAUUCACAUGGUUCCUGUGGAGGGGGAGCUGGAGUUUCCGUGUGCAGCCGCAACAACCCUGGGCCACUACAAUCCACUCAAUAUGACACCCUCCAUGUCACCACCUCCUGGUGAAGGGACUCAUGACCUGUACGAGGCUGGAGACCUGGCGGGCAAGUAUGGAACGCUUCAGGGACUUACAUGGAAAAAAUCCUUCUACAAUGACACUAACCUACAACUCUUUGGUUCUACCUCCAUCAUGGGCCGCUCAGUUGUUAUUCACAAACAAGUCAAGAAUGCUAGGUGGUUUUGUGGCAGUAUUGGCUGGGGUUACUCUCCCAGUGAGGCUCGCCAGGUCUCAGCAAUAGCUUCUUUCCACAACCCUCAGGGCUAUGCCUGGGGCUACGUCAGGAUGCGUCAACUCAUCUACCAGGAUGGUUCCUUUGAUGAGACAUUUAUUGAAAUCAACCUUCGCCAUCCAGGAACCAACAACCGAAACAUCACGCGUCGCCACAACUGGUCAGUGUAUGUAAAUCCUGUCGGGGUGGAUGCCGGUGUCAAGUUCUUCCAGUCCCGAUGUGUGGCUGCUGGUUACCGCUGGAAUCCUUAUCUCAUCCAUCUAGCUUUUCCCAAUGAUCGGGACUACUACGAGAGGGAGUGUGGACCAGAGGUGCCUCUCAGGUGUGAUGUUGGGGACCUCUCGGGACGGCUUGGCACCAUUGAUGUUGGUGAUAAGAGAUUUGUCUUUGUUGAUCGAAAUCUUCCAUUGUCUGGUCCGCACGGCAUCAUGAACAGGGCCUUAAUCAUCCAUAAUGAAAAUGCCGGAGUUGAGAGGUUUGCCUGCGCCAACAUUCAGCCAGAUGAUGAUAUCAUCAAAUGGGUCAUCGUCAAGAAAACACCCAAGUUCACUACGACAACAUUCAUGGAGGAGAUGCGUGAAGUGCUGGGAGCCCCGGAGUGGUACUUGGCUGCCGACCUCCAAACAGUCUCCUACUCCUCUGACCAGCAGUGUGUGACCUUUGUCAUCCAUUUCAUGGGACCCCAAGCUGGCCAACUAGAACUCGACUUCUCACGUAUCCUAGCUGGUGGCAUCCUACAUAGCCCAACAAUCUCCAUCCGUGGUGUUUAUUCUGACCCAAAACGCCCAACAAAGGUUCCCUAUAGGACUUGUGGAGGUCUUGAAGAAGAUGAUAUCCUAGAUGACUUUUCUGAAUCCUGGUGGAAUGUAUUGACAGGAGAUACUGAUAAUAUAGGAUAUGCUACUGCUGCUGCUACUUGCCGCACCUGUAACGGCUCUCUGCUGCUGGCGACUGUGUUGACCCUUCUUGCUGCUAGACUGCUCUAAGAUGUUUUGGAAUUUCUUCGCUGUCUUGAGUGUAUUCUGCAUAUGGCCAACUGUCAGGGAUGUCUGGAAUGGAUUCUACAUGGGGCCUCCCAAUCACAAGUGUCAGAAAGAUUAUGUAUGGUGUGCCAACCUUUUCAAAAAUGUCUGGAACAAUUUUAUGUAUUGACUCUUGCAUACAAAACGAAGGGCCCUUGGAGAAAGCAAGGCAUCAAAGAUAAAGUUGAAAAUAGUUGUACUGUUAUGUACAACAGACGUUUCUCAUUCAGAAAAUUGUUCGAGUCUGAUGUUUGUAGUGAUCACCUGUAUUGCUGUGCUUGUUAGAAGAAUGUGAUGAAUAAUUGUGUGUGUGUGUUUUACCCUACCUUUUAAGCAUCGCUUAGUGUAAUGUAUACUGUACUUAUAUCCAAAUAGCAAAGUUCAGUAUAACAGAACUUAGCAGUUUUGUGGAUAUUUAUGCUGAAAAGCUAUUAAUUUACAGUACAAUGAGCCCAGGGUUUUAUUUGAUAAUCUAAGGAUUUUAAAAGCAAUGCAAGAUUACACAUGUGUUAGUUGCGGUGUACUGUAUCUCAUUAUUUCAUUUAAUGUGUACAUAAAUAUGAAUUAAAUUACAAUUAAAAGCUUGUUUAUCUUACACAAAAUAAUUAUGAAUAUUUAUUAAGACUACUUGUAUAGUAAAAUGGGUUGCAUUUUAUUUGCAGUGUGAACUCGAAAAUUCACACUACUGUAUAUUGUUUCAGACACUUUUUGUAUUUAGUUUUCCAGAUUUCAGAUUCUGUUAGUUAUCUCAGUAGCGUCGUGAACUUAGGAAAUCACUCCAGAAUUCUGAGAGACCCACCUGGAUGUGCUGCAAGCCAGGACAAGAAUUUCUCUUCAUAUGAGGUGAGUGGGGCCUUGGAAUCAAGAGAUCUACCCAAUACCAAAGAAAAAAACUCACCAGAAAUGUUAAGAGCAACAAAAUGAGCUACUACUGGAAGGGAAAAUUAAAAGCAAGGCAAACUGCGAUUCCUACAGGGAAACUACCCUACUGUGAUAUGCUCAUCCUUCACUUACGGCAGGUGGCCCAGGUUCCCCAGGGCCACCCGCAUGUCUCUAACUUACCUGGUGUACAUCAUGGUCGUACAUCCAUGUUUUUUAUUUAUUUUAUCAAUUAUUCCAUGUUCCUGUAAUCUCCUUGCUAGUCUUUCUUAUGUUAUCUUAUCAAAAGUUUCAGCAAAGUUCAUGUAUACUACAUCUAUCAGAGGGCCUUUGUUUGAAUAGCUGUUGAACAGGUUAGGAUAAAUGGAACACGUCAUAGGCGAUUGUGCAUUUAAGUACAUUGCUAAUGGUCAGUGUUAUAUACCUGUAUCAGGUGGGAGGAGAGCAGAUCGAUGGUAUAUUUUGGGGAUGUUCUGCCUAAAAUGCCAUGCAAAUUAGUGGCUUUACAAGAAUGUAAAAAUACCAAUACUGUGUACUAUGUACUUUCACAAACCCAUUGUACCUUUUUGUAAAUACAGUAAAUAAAAAAUAAAUAUUUAUUAUAGGGCCAUAUAUCAUCUACCAGAUGUAGGUCCAUCUACCAGAGGGCCUUUGUCUGAAUUGCUGUUGAACAGGUUAAGAUAAAUGGAACUCAUCAUUGGCAAUCAUGAAUUUAAGUUUAUUGCUGAUAGUGUUUUUAUAUCAGGUGUGAGGAAAGCAUAUUGUCGGUAUAUUUAUUGUAAGAACAAUUCCUGCUCAUUGGUAUGGACACUAUGUAUGUACAACAUAGAGUAAAUAUAAGAUACUUAAACAAAAAA